AUAUAUGUUUCACAGACAAAAAACAAGCAUCGGCUAACUGGGUCUAUAGUUAGGGUUUAAGUGAAAUUGGGGCUAUUGAGAGAAGAUCAAAAUCGCAGAUGGAAUCCGGUGUUAAAGUGGAGAUUCAUCAUGGUGGGCAGUUCACGACAAAGAAUGGGAUAAGAUACUACAAAGGAGGUAAAACUGAAUACAUCUAUGAUCAAGCCGUAGAUAAUAUAUCAGUUGCUAUAUGUGAAAAAUUCAUCAGUGCUGAUCUUGGUUAUAAGAAUUUUAAAAUUUAUUGGCUUAAGGAUGGAUCAUCAUUUGAUAGUAAUGGAUGUAGGUUGUUAUGGAAUGAUGAAAUAAUACAUGAGAUGUGUGCAGAUGCAUUAAUUAAUGGUAGAAUAAAUAUUUAUGUGGACCAUGCUUGCGAAGAGAGUGAUAAGAUUGAGGCUGAUAAUCACAGUGAUGCUGAUGACAGUGAAUAUGAUGAAUGUGAAAGUGAGGAGAGUGAAAAUGAAAGUAUUGAUAUUGAGGAUGAAUAUGACACUGAUCAUGAUGAGGAGUUUGUCGAUAUAAUUAAAAAGAAGAAAGAAGUGUAUCAAGCUAAAAAGAAUCCAAUGGAAGUUGCAUACGAGGAGAAACUAAAAAAAAGGUUGAGGCUAGUCAAUUAAAUGAUGAAACUGGAUGGGAGAGUGAGUAUGAGAGUGACUCUUUUAAAUUGAAUGAACCAGAGUCAACAGAUUCUAGUGAUUUGGAGGUUGAGUCUAGUAGAAGAGUGGAGAAAAAUAAGUCGAAAUCAAAGGGAUUUACAACAUUUAAUCCAAACACCCUUAUGAAACACAUUGAAUUUGAGAUUGGACUUGUGUUUACUAGUGCAUUUGUUUUAAAAAAUGCUAUCAUUGACUAUGCUGUGGAACAGAAGAGAGACAUUUGGUUUAGUAAAAAUGACUUGCAGAGGGUUCAAGCUAAGUGCCAGGUGUUGUGCCAGGCAUAUAUAUGCUAAUUGGAGAAAGAAUCAUCCAGGAGUUGUUCUUAAAAAUAUGUUUUGGAGGGCUGCAAAGACUUCAACAGUUGAGGAGUUUAAUCUAAUCAUGGAGGAGAUUAAAGGUAUAUCCCCACUUGCCUACACUGAUUUGGUUAAGACAGAACCAAGAUAUUGGUCCAGAGCAUUUUUUGAUAUCUUAACUGCUUGCGAAAUGGUUGACAAUAAUUUAUCUGAGUGCUUUAACAGUUGGAUAGUAGAGGCAAGAUACAAGCCUAUUAUUCAAUUGUUAGAUGACAUAAGGUUGCAAAUUAUGGAAAGAAUUCAUAAAAAAAGAGAUGCAAUGUCUGCAGUUGAGUGUAAAAUAUGUCCAAGAAUCAUUAAAAAAUUGAAUAAAUGUAUUGAGGGUACUCAAUUCUGUAAAUCAACAUGGACUGGUGGGGAUGAGUGUGAAGUCCGAGACACUAAUGGGGGACAGUGGGUGGUAGAUAUGGUGAAUAAGGUAUGUAGUUGUAGAAGAUGGCAGUUAAGUGGCAUUCCAUGUAUUCAUGGAUGUGUUGCACUAUUUAGUAUGAAUCGAAAUCCCGAGGAAAAAGUUGAUGAUUGUUUCAGUAAAGCUGUAUACAUGAAAGCUUAUGAAAAUAUACUCAGGCCAAUGAAAGGUGCUAUGUUCUGGCCACAUACCGGUCUUCCUGACAUUCUUCCCCCAAAGGCAAGAAGAAUGCCCGGGAGACCUAAGAAAAAUAGGAGAAAGGAACAGGGUGAAGUUGGGGCCGGGAUGAAGUUAGGAAAAAAAGGGGUGGCAAUGAGAUGCAGUAAGUGUCUACUCUAUGGUCACAAUAAAACAACUUGUAAAGCAAGUGAUGAAGAAAUCAAUGAAAGACAAAGAGAAGCUGCUGAGGCAAAAAAGGCUCAUAGUGAGGCUGCAAGGGCCCAAGCUGCAGCAAAGAGGAAGAAGGUAACAAGUCAAAAAAAGAAGCCUGACGUUGCAGACCAAGUUGAACAACCAAAAAGAAAACGGGGAAGACCACCUAAGGCAGCCAAUGUUCAUGUGCUGCCUCAGCCACUUCCACUACCUCCACCAGGUGUAGGGGUUUACAAAUGUAACAAGGAUGGUCAUACUUACUUCUCAACAACAACCGAAACAAUCAGAGUAACUAGUUCACAACCAGUAGGAUCGACUUCAGCUCCUGCAACUACAAAAAGAGUUCAUAGCUCAAGCCAACCUACUGGAGGAAAAAAACGGUGAAUGUGAACUUUGGAGGUUUAGAGUACAAAAUGUGGACUACUUUUACAAGAAUUUAAGAUGUCUGGUAUUAAAAUUAUGAGUAUUUUGGAAUAUUUUUGCUACUUAGUAUUUGUUUUAUUUUUAAGCUAUUUAUUCCAAUGUAAUAUCAGUACACUAUCACUUAAUGUUCAAGUACUCUAUUUCAAUCUUA
Messenger RNA from Daucus carota subsp. sativus, 2403 nucleotides. RefSeq lists its product as uncharacterized. The record is from RefSeq and is a predicted model, not a curated record. NCBI's taxonomy places the organism in Eukaryota, Viridiplantae, Streptophyta, Magnoliopsida, Apiales, Apiaceae. Bases 873 to 2213 code for a protein of 446 amino acids. Gene Ontology annotation, molecular function: zinc ion binding. The transcript has 3 exons.